GAAAAAAAAACCAAUAAUGACUCGUAAGAAACCAUCGAAACCAAAUACUUCUCCACCAAAUAUUGCUGAGUCGUCAACACCAGCACCACAAAAUAUUGCCACUUCGUCAACACCAACACCUCCAAAUAUUGCCACUUCAACACCGGCAUCACGAUCGUCAGCAUCAGCAUCACGAAAUAUUGCUUCUUCAACACGUAAUAUUACCACUUCGUCAACACUAUCAACACGUAAUAUUACCACUUCGUCAACACUAACACCACAAAAUACUAAUACUACAGUUUCUUCAUCUCCCUUUAAACUCGUUAUUCCGCCAGAUAUUUCAGCCUCAAUAGGUCGAACUCAAUCUCAAUCUCAACGAAAUUUAACGGCUUCGGAUAUUAUUAAAAAAUAUCCUAAUAUUAAUGUACCAAAAAGUUAUCGUUCACAUCACGAAGAAGGAGCACCAAGAAGUGAUCGACCAAGUAAUGAAGAAGCGGAUAAUUUAGAAGACCAUGUUCGUAGGAUCGAGGAGGAGAACUCCAUGUUACGGGAUUUUAAUGAAAUUUUUAGUAACGAAUCGAAUGAAUUAUGUGAAGAAAAUAAAGCUCUCCGAGAAGAACUUCAACAAUCCAAACAACUUCACAUACCUCGAAAGAUUAUUAAUCCUCCUCAGCAAUAUUCACCAAAACGUCCCAAUAAAAGAUUAAAAUCGAGAGAGGAAUCUCCUGAUGAAGUUGCCGCUACAGAUGCAAGAGCUGAAAUGAAGAACCUCUUGAAAGGUCAAAUACCCGAAGAAUAUCGGUUGGAUUAUGGUAAGACUUUCAGUGAACAGACAGCAAAGAUAUACGAAAAAUUGAUACCUGAAUUAAAGAAGUUGAUGAGUGGACAUUAUAAUCCGUCAGUAACCCAAUUGUCAAACUGGUUACGAUCGAUGCACAAGCAUAAAAGAGAUAGAUAA
Messenger RNA from Rhizophagus irregularis DAOM 181602=DAOM 197198, 937 nucleotides. Lineage: Eukaryota; Fungi; Glomeromycota; Glomeromycetes; Glomerales; Glomeraceae. The record is from RefSeq and is a predicted model, not a curated record.